AACUUUUGUGUCCGAACCUCAGCCUUAUAAACCCUCUCAUCUUCUUCACCAAAUCCGCCAUUACCACCGUAGAAGGAGACUGAGAUCCAAUCCUCCUCCUGAUAAUUUUCUUUUAGUCUCCUAGAUUCAUUCUCUCUGAAACCCACCUCGAAUCCACUGAGAAACAAUGCUCCAGCCCUUAUUUUCUUCUGUCUUCUCGAGAAUUCUCUGGGUUUAAUCGGAGUACAUUUUCCAGCAGUAUCGGUGUUUUCGUCUUGGGUUUUCGAAUUCCUGACCGUAUUAUGGAACUGGGUAAUUCUCGCUUGUUCUUCUUCGACUGCCGUUUUUUUUCUUCUUCUUCUUCGAGUUCUGUUUCGUCGUCUUCUCCAUCUGGGUAUUGCUAUUCUUCUUUAGCUGGAUCAGUAUUGUGUAUUGGAAGUGAUUAUCCAGACGCCAUUGCCAUGAAUUUGAGUUGUAUCCUGAAACCCUACCCUGUUUGUAGUAUCGCUCACGCUUUGAUCUCCGAUUCUAAAUCUGCUUCCGGUGAAGCAUGAUUGCGACGCCGACCCCUUAUUUUCUCUCUCUCCUCUUGUUGCUUUAGCAUCUCGUCUCCGAACUUAAAAACGGAUCUCGUCUUGAACCCAGAAUUUUUUCUGAAUCACUUUGUUGUUUCUUCUCUCCGAAACAACAUGCUGUGUUCGUCAUCAUCACCAUCUUCCUUGGCCUUUCAAGGUCCUGCACCAGCUGCAACUAUGGCUUCUCCUUUUGCCCGCUUCGUGGGUAUCGGUGAUCCUAGCAUCCGCAGGUAUGAUCAUGAUCGACGUCGUUGUUCUUGGACUGGAAUUGAAAAGAAGAUGAACAAAUCGAUUUCAGCGAGGAGGACGACCCCUUUUCCUCGGAAUAGGACCGUCUCAGCUUCCGCUUACCCUCUCUUUGUCAAUCAGCUUACAAAAGAGACAACUCGACCGAAAAAUUACCAAGAGGUCGCGAAAACAGCCCGUGAGAAGUUCACCCAAGAGAUCUCUUUCCAGUCGAAGGACCGAGACAUUUCGCUUGCAAAGGCUUUACUCUUCGUUGCUGCUGAAGAUGAAGCCUUCCUGGCUUUUAACCGUGAGAAGGACGCUCUUUCUCUCAAGAACGAGAGAAAAACUGCCCAAGCUCAGUCUGAUCCCAGUGAGACUGGUUCCGAGGAGCUGAUGAAUUUGGCUGGGAAGGGAUUAUCCGAAUGGUUGAGCGAGCUGGACGCGAUCUCCAAAGAAGUAGAGGCGGAAUUAGUUUCGCGCGACAUUGGUUGCCACCUGGUUCAAGUUCUUGAAGCUGUAAAUGUAGUUCUAUUCGAGUUAAGAGGCUUCAAGAGGACAUCUGUCGCUUUAGACCCCAAGUAUUCCUACCUUCACUCCGUACUUAACUGUAGAUGCGGCAACGCAUUUUUGCUUAGCAUAAUUUACAUUGAAGUUUGUCGGCGACUCAGUCUGCCAAUAGUGGGAUCUCGAGUUGGGGAAGACUUUUUGAUAUGGCCCCAAUUGGGGUAUCCAGAGGAACUCUUUAAAGUAACUUCAGGGCAGAGCUUGUUUGCUAUUGUCAAUGGGAGGUGCGUUGAGGACCCAGGCUCGAUGGCUUCGGACUUGACUGGAAAAUCUCUUCCAGGCCUCGAGAUAGCCACAAACCGAGACAUUAUAGGGAUUGCUCUUGCCAACUUGAUUAGACUUCAUUGGAGGCGUGCUUCAAGGUCCAGCCAUGGACUGAUGCUGACAUCUCCCCUUAGACAACUUAACAAUAUCAGUAGUUCUAAUGUUCCUUUGCUUCGGCCUCAAGAUCUUGGGUUGGCCAUCAUGGCAUCGGAGAGACUGUUGAUUCUGCAGCCACAUAACUGGGCACUUCGCAGAGACCAUGGGAUGAUGCUGUAUUACAACAGGCAAUAUGGGGAGGCGGUGCAAGAACUGAGCAUAUGCAUGGCAUUUGCACCGGAGGAAGAGGCAGAUAUUUUGGAGCCCUUUGUUGAGAAACUUCAUCUUCUGCGUCUUGAAUCUUCAUGGAAGUCCUUUGGCUCCACUCCCUUGACUGUUCCCUGAAGAAUCUUUGUCUCUACCUUUCCUCUUGUAAAUAUUCAACACUCUUCACUCUGUUUCAGAUUUGUAGUAAGUUUGUUUUUGGACAUUGUGGGACAGCUUCCGCUGCCUUCCUUGUCUUUUGUCAGAAAAAAAAAACUCGUCUGUCUACUUUCUCUUCCAUCAUACAACUCCGUUCUCCUCUCA
Tarenaya hassleriana is the source of this 2234-nucleotide messenger RNA. RefSeq lists its product as uncharacterized. The record is from RefSeq and is a predicted model, not a curated record. Lineage: Eukaryota; Viridiplantae; Streptophyta; Magnoliopsida; Brassicales; Cleomaceae. Bases 669 to 2051 code for a protein of 460 amino acids. The transcript has 9 exons.